Molecule: messenger RNA, 1094 nt
Organism: Moneuplotes crassus
Lineage: Eukaryota; Ciliophora; Spirotrichea; Euplotida; Euplotidae
Source: the annotation of a GenBank genome assembly
AAACAAACAGGAAUGGAAAUAGGUAUGACCGAAGAUUGACCAACGGAUCAACUCCAAGCAUCCUUUUCACAAUGUAAAAUGUUCAAAAACACCCAAAAACAGGAAGUAGAACAACAGAUAAACAAAAUUAUGAAGGCUGAUAUUCUGUUGAAAUCCGAUGAUGAGCAAGAAUUGAUUAAAAAUAUUCCUCUCAAGAUGUUUGGAUGCGAGCAGAUACAGGCAAGCCUGUUGAUAAGGAAGCUCGAAUCAAGAGGAUAUGACUUUACCAACAAUCUCAUAUCAUAUUUUUCAGAGAAAGAACAACUCUUUGUUUUCCUGGGCAAAACACCACUCAAGCAAGACUCAACCAUUCAAAUGAGCGAACUAGAGAGAGAAGGAGCCUCGAUAAAGAUCAUGUUAAAGGCAAAGAAGCCUCUGAAAGACCUCAGCGAGGGCCCAAUGGCUGGAUUGUCGGCCCAGCCAACGACUGCACCAAACUCAACCAGCUUUGCAACUCCAGAGAUAAGAUGCAAGAUGAUGAUGCCUCAGAGUCAGCAUCAGAAUUUAUCAAAAUCUCUUUUAUCUGAGAUAAAUUUAUCUAACUCUGAGAAAUUUAUAUGCAGCCAGCAAAUAAACUCAAGUCAGCCGAGCCUAUUAAAUUCUGAUGGGCAGAUAAAUUUAUCAGUCUAUUCUAAUAGUGAUCUGUCAGCCCAGCCUACCUUCGUUGACCUCGAUGUGCUCAGAGCUAAUCAAUGAAAGAAGCCUAAAACCAAAGAGAGAGCAACUGAGAGAAGAAUCAGCGACAUUGUAGAGGCCGUCACUCUCUGGAGGAAGCUAUACAAUGGGAUCCCAGACACAAAAGGAAAUCUUUUGAGGUACUCCCUUGACGAUGCUGCCAAGAAGGUUGGCGUAUCCAAGAAGUCACUCGAUGACUACUUCCUUCAACUUAAAUUUGGCAAGAGGCUUGGAUUUGAUUUUGAGAAGUACAAAAAUGAGAAGGUUGGAGUUCUAAGAAAAUACGUCAAGAGGAACAAAUCCUCACUUAAAUAAAUGUUUAAGCUAAGCCAGCUUGAAUAUCUUUCUGGUAUCAUUUUCUUAAAAAUUCAUAGAAGCAU